Molecule: messenger RNA, 1188 nt
Organism: Phragmites australis (common reed)
Lineage: Eukaryota; Viridiplantae; Streptophyta; Magnoliopsida; Poales; Poaceae
Product: dehydrodolichyl diphosphate synthase CPT5, chloroplastic-like
Exons: 3
Coding region: 76-945 (289 amino acids)
Biological process (GO): polyprenol biosynthetic process
Source: RefSeq, a predicted model, not a curated record
UCAGCACAGCAGAGCCGAGCAUUUCUUGGUUGAGCCAACACGUACCAAAGACAAAGAAAGUCGACGCACGUGAAUAUGUUACUCUCACGCUCUCCUUCGGCUACUACAACCCGUCGUCCAGCACCACCGACACGUUCCCAACGCGCGCGCCUCCCACCUCCAUGCGCGCGGGGCGGCAUGGGUGCGGCAGCAGACGCGGCCGAGGCGCUUCUCCAGAGCGGGCUGCGGCCGGAGUCGCUGCCGCGGCACGUGGCGGUGGUGAUGGACGGGAACUCGCGGUGGGCGCGCGCGCGGGGACUGCCGCCGGCGGACGGCCACACGGCCGGGGGCCGUAAUCUGGAGCGGAUCGUUCUGCUCUCGCGCGCCUGGGGCAUCCGCGCGCUCACCGCCUUCGUCUGCUCCCACGAGAACCUGAACCGCCCCAAGGCCGAGGUUGACUACAUGAUGGGUUUGUCCGAGUGGUUGAUCGACGAUAACAUCGACAAGCUAUCGAGGCAGGGGAUCCGGCUGCAGGUUAUCGGUGACCCCUCAAAACAGCCAGUUUCUCUGCAGAGCGCUGCAGUGAAAGCCGAUGAGGCCACAAGGAACAACUCACAGCUACAUGUGAUGCUAGCGAUCUGCUACAGCGGGCGAUGGGACAUGGUUCAAGCAUGCCGAGAGCUCGCCCGGAAGGUCCAAGACAACCAACUCAGCCCGGAUGACAUCGACGAGUCGUUGCUAGCCGGCAUGGUCGCGACUAGCGUCGCCGGCGAGUUCUCCUGCCCCGACUUGAUCAUCAGAACCAGCGGCGAGCUGAGGCUGAGCAACUUCUUGCUGUGGCAGUCCGCCUACUCGGAGCUCUUCUUCACCGACACGAUGUGGCCGGACUUUGGGGAGACAGAGUAUCUGCAAGCGUUGAGCUCCUUCCAGAGCAGAGAACGGCGAUUCGGUCAAAAUAAGUCCUAGCUCGGAGCCACAAAGGAGUAGCAGAUAAGCAUUGUUCAAUGGAUACACUGUUAGAAAUAAAGCACGAUAGGAUCGAACACGAGAUACGAUUUUUUUUAUAUGAAAAACUCUUUCGGGAAAAAACCACGGGUGCCAAUCGGUGAUCUUCACUAUAUCAGAGAUGUGUAUAAUAAAGGGAUUACAAUGAGCGUCUCUUAGUUCUCCUUGUAGCUUACAAGAUAUAUUUAUAGAGGUGGACACAUA